This is a messenger RNA of Eublepharis macularius, 2486 nucleotides long. RefSeq names its product 60 kDa lysophospholipase-like. Gene Ontology annotation, molecular function: asparaginase activity; protein binding. Gene Ontology annotation, biological process: amino acid metabolic process. Lineage: Eukaryota; Metazoa; Chordata; Lepidosauria; Squamata; Eublepharidae. The record is from RefSeq and is a predicted model, not a curated record. The coding region runs from base 7 to 1842 and encodes 611 amino acids. The transcript is spliced from 15 exons.
ACUAGAAUGGAAGGCUUUGGAGAAAUCCACCGUGCUGAUUGCGGUAAUCCUACUAGUCGCUGCUGGUGGAGUCUACCUCGGGCAGGGACCAUGGCAGCAGCCCCUACCCCACGGCUCCAGCGGCUGAGGAGUUCUUCCCUGAGCCACGAGAGCUUGUGGGGCUCGCCUGAGACCUGGCCCACCAAGGAAGAGGCCAGAGCCCACGUGCUGGUGCUCAACACCGGGGGCACCAUUGGCAUGGGGGGCACAGAGUGCAGUGGAGGGCUUGCUCCUGAGCCUAAUAAGUUAGUCAAAACAUUGAAAAAAAUGCCCAUGUUACACGAUGAAGAAUACGCAAUAGAAACCAAACUCUAUGAUUCCUGUGAGUUUGCAGACAGCACCUUGGUGCUCCCUCUUUCUAAAAGAAAGAAAAGAAUUAUCUACACAAUUCUGGAGUAUUCUCCAUUGCUCGAUUCUUGUAACAUGACAACUGAAGAUUGGGCUAAAAUAGCCAAAGAUCUUGAGACUUACUACGAACAAUACGACGGUUUUGUGAUUCUUCACGGGACGGACACAAUGGCCUAUACAGCUGCUGCUCUAUCUUUCAUGUGUGAGAAUGUCGGUAAAACCAUUGUUCUGACAGGAUCUCAGGUCCCUAUUUAUGAACUGAGGAAUGAUGGGCGUUCCAACCUUCUGGGGGCGCUGCUAAUCGCUGGACAGUUUGUCAUCCCUGAGGUCUGCCUCUAUUUUCACCAUAAACUGUACAGGGGAAACAGGGUGACCAAAGUGGACGCUGGGAGUUUCGAUGCCUUUUCCUCACCUAACCUGCCUCCCCUUGCAAAUGCUGAAGUGGAUAUCAAAAUUGACUGGGGAAUCAUAUGGCGAGCCAACACUACAAAGAAGUUUGAGGUCCACACCAACAUGAAUAGGAACGUGGGGUUGCUGAGGAUUUUCCCAGGAAUUACAGCUGCCACAGUGAAGGCAUUUCUUCAGCCACCAAUGGAAGGGAUUGUGCUGGAAACAUAUGGAAGUGGAAAUGCUCCGAACAACCGUGCUGAUCUGCUGGAAGAGUUGAGGCUGGCCACGGAGCGGAACGUGGUGAUCCUCAAUUGCACUCAGUGCUUGCGGGGGUCCGUGGCCUCGACCUAUGCAACCGGACAGGAUCUUGCACAUGUUGGAGUAAUUUCAGGAGGCGAUAUGAUGCCUGAAGCAUCCUUGGCAAAACUGUCUUACGUACUGGGCAAAAAGCAGCUUAACUGGAAGGAGAAGAAGAAGAUGCUGGCUGACAAUCUUAGGGGAGAAAUGUCUUCCACACUCACAGGAGCCCAAAGCUCUUUAAGAAACAGCCAUUUUAUUAAAGUGAUCACCAAAUUUAUAAGUCUUAAUUGCAAAGAGGAGCUUGGAGCUUUAAUUCCAUCUUUGGCAUGUGCUGCCGCUAAAACGGGUGAUAUGGAUGCCUUGAAAGCCAUUGAAGAAGUGGGUGGAAAUCUGAGCUGUGAAGAUUAUGAUGGCCGCACUCCACUUCAUGUUGCAUCAAGCGAGGGACACGUUCAGCUAGUUGAGUACUUACUAAAGACAGGGGCAAGUGUCUAUGCAAAAGACAGAUACGGGGCCACUCCCUUGAUGAACGCCAUCGAAUUCAGGCAUAUGAAAGUAAUACAGCUGCUUCGGGAAACCGGAGCUCACCUUUCUAGUGAAGAGCUAAAGAAUGCAGGAACCAAGCUUUGCCUCCUUGCUGCAAAUGGAGAUGUGGAUGGAUUGAUGGCUUGGCAUAUUGCAGGUGUAGAUAUGAAACAAAAUGAUUAUAACAGCAGAACACCUUUGCAAGUGGUUCUUCAAAAUGAACGGGACACAUGUCACUAAUGAAAAUAUGCUUGAACUUAUAGCAUUGGACUGAUCGGGCUUUUAAAUUGGAAAACAGUAGUAGGAUUAACCUUUUACUCUUCCCUUCAUGUUGAAAGGAAGUUUAGUUGGAUAUUUCUGAAGAGCUUGACUUUGGACUGUUCUUGAAAUCGAAAUACAUAAUUUUUUGUCUAGUAAAUUGCACCCUUAUUACAUACCACAGAAAACAGGCCGUGUAGUUCUUCCCUCUAAACUUAACCUCUGCCCUGAUGUUUGUCAACUUUGAAUUUCUCUUCUUUCUCUCCAUAAUCUUAGAGUCUCUCUACAUGACACACUGGGGUGCGUGUUUGUCAAGUGUCAGGAGACACAAUGUUAGCCAGGAAGCGUAGUUUUGAAAGACAGAGCUAGUGGAGAUUGCUCCAGAGGGGACAGAUUCUCUCACAGCCCUCCACCACUUCUGGCUUGCUGGGCUAUCACUAUGAAGAGAGCUAGUGCUAAAUAUUUAUAUAGCAUGAUAAAAUGAGUCGUAAAUAAGAUAAGUACAUUGGUCUCAGCUCUGUAAUUAAGGCCUAGCUGUCAGUGAAAUGGUAUACAUCUGUCUGGCACUUUUACAUUGCAACAAAUAGUUUUCUCUCUCUGAGUUAAAAUCUUAUUCCCUGCACACA